Closterium sp. Naga37s-1 is the source of this 717-nucleotide messenger RNA. The record is from the annotation of a GenBank genome assembly. Lineage: Eukaryota; Viridiplantae; Streptophyta; Zygnematophyceae; Desmidiales; Closteriaceae.
AUGGACACGGAAAAGCUGUCAGUAUCCCACGAUGGUCACGGAAGGCCAGGAGCGCAGCAGGCGUUGAGCGUGGGCGGCGAGCGAGUGGUGUCGCUGCUGGUGGGCCCUGAGAGGACGCAGUUCCUCUGCAACGCGUCGCUGCUCUCGCGCCACUCGCCCUUCCUCGCCUCGCUGCUCAGCGACCGCUGGUCCGCCGCUGCUCCCCGCAACGGCGCGCAUGACGCGGAGGGGCCUGCGCGAGAGGGUGUGGCGGGAGAGGGGAGCGGGGAAACACGAGGUGGAGUGUCAGCAGACAGCAGUUGGGAGCUGGCGUCUGUGGAUGCUAGAGACUUCUCGCAGAGUCAACCAGAUAUGGGGACCAAGGAGCUGGAUUCGCUUCGUGCCACGCUGGACCUCCUCAAGAUCGACAUUCACACGCCUAAUGCACACGCUGCCGGCAUGGGAGCAGUUUCUUCUGGCAACGUGAAUGCAGCCGCCAGCGAUGUCCCCCUGGCCUCGUUCUCUUACCCACCUCUCGUGCGGCAGCUGCAGCCAUUGCCUGUGGUACGCGUACCUGCAGGGUGCGAGGACCCACUGCUGUUCGAGAAGUUCUAUGUGUUCUCCAAGUUCCGCCUGAACCUGCGCCACCAUGCCAUCCUCUGCUCCGUCUGCUGGGCCUGGGGUCAGGGACUUAAAAGCGGCAACAUCUGUGGCCACGGAGACCUUUGGUACUGCUGA